ACUAUGCACAUGCAGAGAAAUCCCACAACGUGAGGGGUAGAGCGCACCGGAGGGACUAGCCAGUUGUUUUCCAGCUGUCUGUUCACUGUUUACACCCGCUUUUAUUCAUAUCCAUGCACCACCUGACAUUUGAGAGCGGCACGUAGUUUUUGUUGCACAGGCUCUGUAAUUCACCAAGUGUCGGGACUUUAAGCGAGCGAUGUCUGAGGAGGAGGGCCGGGCGGCAAUAACAACACGGCGGUCUGCUGCUGUCCCAUUAGCAUCGCUACGUCCUCCGGUCCAUGCUAUUUAACCCUGCCGGGCGACUACACCCGUCCACGACUCUAGUCCGGCCCCGUCCUUUCCCGAGGCCCGCCGUGAUGGCCGAGGAGGACCCCCAGCAGCAGCAGCACCAGCAGCAGCAGCAACAGCAGCAGCAGCCGCCGCAGCAGGCGGACCGCGGGGCGGGGAGCCUGCCCGGCCUGCUCCCCGGGCUGCAGGGCGCUGAGGCCAGUGCCCUGCAGUUCAGGAUCAAGAACUCCAUCUGCAAAUCUGUUCAAUCAAAAGUGGAAAACAUUCUGCAAGAUGUCGAGAAGUUCUCAGACAUUGAAAAACUCUACCUCUACCUAAAGUUGCCUUCUGGCCCCAGCAGUAGCACUGACAAAAGUGACCAGAGCGCCCUGUCGUCAAGCCGCACACAGCAGACGCAUGCGUUCAGCUGGAUCCGCAAUCAUUUAGAGGAAUACCCAGAGACCUCUCUUCCCAAACAGGAGGUCUAUGAUGAAUACAAGAGCUUUUGCGACAAUCUUAAUUACCACCCACUGAGUGCCGCAGACUUUGGAAAAAUGAUGAAAAAUGUCUUCCCGAACAUGAAGGCGCGGCGACUUGGCAUGAGAGGAAAAUCAAAAUAUUGCUACAGUGGACUAAGGAAAAGACCCUUUGUUCACUUGCCGUCAUUACCCACUCUGGAUCUCCAUAAAACAGGGGAAGGACUCCAGUGUGAUGUCCUAGAGUCGCCGGGCCACCUGAGCAGCAUAAAGGAGGAGGUGCGAUUUGCGGCCUGUGAUCUGGUGUGUGAGUGGGCCCAAAAGGUGCUGAAACGCCAGUUUGACGCUGUGGAAGAUUUGGCUCGCUUCCUAAUCGACAGCCAUUACAUCAGCAACAAGUCUCUGGCAGCUCUCACCAUUGUGACUGGCACAGCCACAGAGGUUAAGACCCCACAGUCCGUCUCAGCAUUCAUCCCCACUGCUGAGGUUCACUCCUUCCAGCCUCACGCCACAACCCUGUCGUCACCUUGUGUUGAUGCGAAGCAGCAGCUCCAGAGGAAGAUCCAGAGAAAGCAGCAACAACAAGAACAGAAGCUGCACUCUCCUUUAUCUAGAGAGGGACAAGCCAAGAGGGCAGACGACGGCGGGCCCUGUGGUAGCCCCACCCCUCCGUCACCUCAGCCAACCAUAGGCAUCGUGGUCGCGGCUGUCCCGAGCCCCGUCACGGUACAGAGGUGCAGGCAGCUGAUGUCCCCCAGUCCAGUGGGAACAGCGGAGAGCAAAGUGCUGCCUAUUAACUUCCAAAUGGUGACGCAGCCGGUGAAGCAGACCCCCAAAAUCCCGCAAAAUAUUCUGGCCAGUCCGGUGGGCGAACGCGCUGCUCGGCAGCGCUAUGCUCAAAUCCUACCCAAACCUCUGGCCACGACUGCUAUCGCUUUGCCAUCGCCCUCCACCAUGAUCAUCGCCAACAGCCCCAUUAAGACUGUGAUGACUACAUGUCAUGUCAGCCCGGUCAGUUUGGUCAAGAUGACAGCCAUAUCGCUGGCACCCAGCAGCAGCAGCAGCAAUACCACCGCAUCCCUUACAAACACAACCCUGCGGCCGGCAUCUGCAGGUAUCAGCAGCACUGCAGUUGCAGAGGACGUCAGCUCCAAUCAAACCACGAGGAGUGCCUCUGCAGUCCCCAUUCUGGCCCCGGUGGCCAGGCCGGGGCAGACUACUGGCACUCAUGGCUUCGAUGUUGAAAUGGAAGUUGAAGCUAUACAUAAAAGCAGCCAAACACAAAAUCCGAGCAGUCUUAUUCUGACUCAAGGAACAAUGGCAAAUAGAACCGGAGGGGCUGUACAGAGGGCAGCCAGUGUGCCCAUACCUCAGACUACAGGCUUCCUGGGUCUGGAGGAAACGUCUUUCACUAAACGCAAUGGAAAGUCCUCCUCAAGCACUAACCCUGCGGCAGCAGUCGAAAGCAGCAAUACUAGCACUAAUAAUACAAGCACUUUGCACUUAACUCCCUCCAUUCAGAAUACCAGCGCUGUUUCUUCACUGAACACCAGCAGAGCACCUUCAUUUGGGGAAAGCAGCAGUGUAACAUCAACAAAGGAAGGUUUCUUGUCCACUAAGAGCCUCAGGAAACGCUCGGGCCUCAGCCCAGAGCUUUCGCCAGUCAAAAGGGUUUUUAUGCCCCAGCAGCCAGUAGGGGGUGCUGCUGGUCUUGGAUAUGGCAUCAGAAACACUCUCUGUUAUGUCUCCAGGCCAGGAGCUCCAGCUAGACCUGAAAGUGCACCAGCCACCAGGGACAUGGAGGUGAAAAUGAACUCUGUCCUGUCCACUCAAGUCCACGCUUCCUCAUUCAGAGCCAGUGGCUUUUACUCUGUUGCCAAAACACGGAGCUCAAUGCAGAGGAAAAACACUCCCACUGUUAUGGAAACUAGCACCUCAGUCAGUCACGCAUUAAUACAGCAACAGCAGGGGCACACGAUGGCUAACGCGUAUGUCAUUCCUAAUAACCCCGGCCUCCAGAAGCAUUCAGGUUUGAGUGAUGUUAGGAGUUCAAACUCAACCACAGCAAGCCUGGAAGGAGCUCAACAACAGACCUACACUCAGUCCCACCCUGCUACUGAACCCUUAGAGUUUUUGAGUCAAGCUUCAUCAUCUAGUCAGCUCCCUAUGCAGACAGAUAUGGACUACUUUCCCUUUGAUGAUGAUGUAACUCAGGACAGCAUUGUGGAGGAGCUGGUGCAGAUGGAGGAGCAGAUGAAACUCAACAACCUGCAGGAGUUUGGAGACUGUGUCGCAUUGCAAAGCCAACAGGCUGUGGUGCCGGACAACAUGAUGUCCACUAAUCAGACAAUGACUGCUUUCUAUCACGCUGCAAACAACAGCAGCAACCCAAUCCAAACUCCAACGCCGACACCCACUCCCACACCGACGUCAGAGGUGUUGGGAGGAGCCCAAGGCCUCACCGGAGAGAGCCCCUGCUCCCGCAUCACCUCCACCACCCCGGUGGACAGCGCACUGGGAAGCAGUCGUCACACCCCAGUUGGUACUCCACACUCCAGCUGCAGCAGCACUGUGCCUCCCAGUCCAGUGGAGUGCAGGAACCCGUUUGCAUUCACACCCAUCAACUCCAGCAUCACCGGGUUCCAUGACGGCAGCACCGUCUCCAGCAGCCCUGUCAAGCCCAUGCAGAGGCCGAUGGCGACCCACCCAGACAAGACCAGGCUAGAGUGGAUGAACAACAGUUACAACAGCAACAGUGGGAUCUUAAACAAGUCAAACAGUGGAGUGGGAAUCCUGCCCAGCUAUCAAGGGCUUAUAGAUGACCAUUUUCAAAAACCGCACGCCUUCGCCGUCCCUCAUGCGCGGCACAACGACAGCAGUUUUGGCCGCCUGACUCCCAUCUCGCCUGUGCAGCAGCAGAUAGCUAGCAUGACAAACAUGGCUAAGCAGGAGGGUUUUGCUGUGCCUGCCCCUCUGGAUAAUAAAACCACCAACGUACCUGCUACAAAUUUUCGAUGUCGCAGCGUAAGCCCCGCAGUGCAUCAGAGGAAUUUUAGUGGAAACACAGGAAACAGUGCCCUUCCCAAUAUCCUUCGUUCAGUGGUGUCUCCCUUUAACUCUCCCGUGACGCCUGAGGUGUUGAACAUCUUUGCAAGCAGCCAGACAAAUCUUGGGGUGAGCAGCAUGGCCCAGCGGAGCCGCUCUGUACCGCUCAACAUCAUGAUGCAGACUGAGGUCCUGCCCACACCGGGCCCACACUGCAACAGCAAAAACAUCACCAGUGUCCUCCUGAGCAAGCUGGACGGGGACCAUGAUGAUGCUUUCCGGGGUCUGGGCAUCAAUAAUGUACCCUCUAGCUACACUGCACGUAUGAACCUCACCCAGAUCCUCGAGUCUGACCCCAACCUCUCCUGCACUGACAACCACCUCAGCCUGAUGACCUCCAACUCCACCAGCACGUGCAAGUUGCAGAGGCCAGAUUACCUCAUAGAAAAUGCUAUUAAUGAACAGAUGAUUCUCUCUGCAAGUAACAAUCAAGUACAAUCAGCCUCUGGAGAGCAUCAGCAGGCCCAUUCUAUGUUGUUAAGUUUGAACCCGCAGCAGCAGCAAGAAGAACUACAGCAGCAUCAGCAGCUGGAUUUCAGCAGCACUGUCAAAGACCUCCUGACAGAUAACAGCCUUGCUGCUGGCAGUCAGCUCAUCGAACAGGUGUCGGAGCUGGCUACAGGCGGAGCAGAUUUCCCUUGUGAAAUCAGAAUGACAUCAGAGCUCUCCAGUAGCAUCAAUGACCUUAACGCAUUGGACACAAACCUUCUGUUCGACCCCAACCAGCAGCAAGGGCAGUAUCAAAAUGCUGCUCCUGAGGAGUUGGUGAAUGAUCCGCUGUUUCAGCAAAUUACCAGCGAGACGGCACAUUCAAGUGGACUCGACUGGUUAGAAAGCAAAGAUCAUCCAACUGUCGGGUUGAUGGGCUGAGAAUGUCGAUCAUGUUAAUCUGUGGUCGCUGUUUGUUUUAUUUAUUUUUAGGCAUUUACACUUUAUAAUGCAACGCUGGACAAACUGAGGUUUGUCCGUUUCAAGUGCCAGGCUGAACUGCAAUGAUGCUGCCACACUCUGAUUACAUGCUGGUCGUUUCUCUUUAAUCAGAAAACAUCACCUCACAGUGUUUGAUCAAGUGCAUUUCCAACAGGUAAACUGAGGUUACUGAAAAAAAAAAAGAAACCUAAUCCAAAACCUGUUUUAUUAUGUUGUGUUCGAGAUUUCACUGAAAAGUCAGUGAUUUAAAAAGGAAAAAAAAAACAUUACAGAGCCAUGAAUUUUUUAGUCUAAAAAAAUGUGGAAAUAAAUGAAAAAGAGAUCAUCAUUA
Messenger RNA from Xiphias gladius (swordfish), 5112 nucleotides. Its product is annotated as DNA-binding protein RFX7-like. Bases 282 to 4721 code for a protein of 1479 amino acids. Gene Ontology annotation, biological process: regulation of transcription by RNA polymerase II. The transcript is spliced from 9 exons. NCBI's taxonomy places the organism in Eukaryota, Metazoa, Chordata, Actinopteri, Istiophoriformes, Xiphiidae. Gene Ontology annotation, molecular function: RNA polymerase II cis-regulatory region sequence-specific DNA binding; DNA-binding transcription factor activity, RNA polymerase II-specific. The record is from RefSeq and is a predicted model, not a curated record.